Molecule: messenger RNA, 7642 nt
Organism: Schistocerca serialis cubense
Lineage: Eukaryota; Metazoa; Arthropoda; Insecta; Orthoptera; Acrididae
Gene: SC35
Product: serine/arginine-rich splicing factor 2
Exons: 4
Coding region: 174-710 (178 amino acids)
Molecular function (GO): RNA binding
Source: RefSeq, a predicted model, not a curated record
CUGACGUCAUACGUAUUCUAACGGAGGCCAUUUUGUAAAGCGAGUGAUUAUCUACUGCGUUUGAGACAAUAUCUGUGUGUUUAAGUUGAUAUCAAUGUUGUUAGCACCCACGCGAAUAAGAAACAGGUAAUAUUUGUUUCCUGAAACGGCUGUUGUUACGAUUAAGCAUCAAAAUGAGUUACGGGAGGCCGCCACCAAGAAUAGAUGGCAUGAUUUCGUUGAAAGUGGGCAAUUUAACCUAUAGAACGACACCUGAAGAUUUAAGGCGAGUUUUUGAAAAAUUUGGAACGCUCGGGGAUAUUUAUAUCCCAAAAGACAGAUUUUCUAGAGAAAGUCGAGGUUUUGCAUUUGUGAGAUUCUAUGACAAGAGAGAUGCAGAGGAUGCACUUGAUGCCAUGGAUGGACGUCUCUUGGAUGGUAGGGAGCUCAGAGUGCAGAUGGCACGUUAUGGAAGACCAUCAUCGCCAUAUCGUCGGCAUAGUCGCCGUAGCAGGAGGUCGAGAUCACGCUCCAGGCGCCGAUCCCGCUCAAGGAGCCGUUCGCGCUCACGAUCACGUUACUCUCGCUCAAGAUCCCGUCGUCGUUCAUACACAAGAUCUCGAUCACGCUCCAGAUCACGUUCUGAUAGCAAGAGUUCACGUGGCAAAUCACGCUCACGUAGCAAAUCUGCUCGCGACAGCAGGAGCAAAUCUCGAUCAAGAUCAAAGUGAAUAAUAGGUUACUUGCUGCAGUUGGAUUGUUUCUGCACAUUUUAGUGGAUUAGUGGUGGAAGCAGUCUUCUGCAAGGAAAGGUAUUGAUGAUUUGUCAUGAUGAAAGCGUUAAGUGUUUGUAACUGAAACUUUGAGUUUUCAUCUUCAAAAGAACUACAUAGAUAUAAAAAAGUUGACUGGACAUGACUUUCUUUUUCUGGCUGAAGUUGUGGUGGUUAUUUGCUUGUCAUGGACAGAAAUGCUACAUAUGCAUUGAUUGUUGAGGCCCCCUUCAAUAUUUUAUAUGCCAGAGCUGAAACUUUUGUUUUUAUCAAUUGGGAAACAGUUAAAUCACGAAGUUUUUCUGGUUAAAUCACAAGAAAAGUUUUUCUUAUAGGUUUCAUACAUAUUGUUAAAAUUUUUUAUUGUUCUGAGUAGGAAUGAAAUCUGAAUUGCCUGUAGUAAUGUAUCUCCUGUAGCAUUUUUAAAAAUGUUUUGAAUUUCUUAUUUGUAACAAUCUCACAGGAAUUGUGAAUUUAUUUGUGUAACUGGUAAAUGUUUGUGCAUUAAACAUUAAGCUACUUUGAUCAGUUAACAAAUUUUCCACUAUUGUCCCACCCUUUGUGUAAAUUAUAGGAAGUGAGUGUUAUUGUGUAAAAGUGCUUCAUUUCGUAAAUUUUCAGAUGGUAGGUGCUUAAGGAAAAUUCAUAUUUCCAAGGAAACAUUAAGGAAUAUCUUAUUUUUCAGAUUACUUAUAGUGCUUUUAGGAAUUGCAAAACAUUUGUGUUCAGUGUAACAAAACAUGCUAUUUAAAUGUAGGUCUGAAUGACAGUAUAUAUAUACAUACAGUAGUUUUCUCAAGUUUUUCAUUUUUCAUUAUACAGCGUACUAUUCUGUAAUUUUUGUAACGUCCUGUAAUAACAGCAUAAGAGUUUUCAAUAUCACAUAAUCUGGAAUGUCAGUGUUAGUCUGAUUGUCACCUCUGUAUAUCACAUAACUUGAAUUUUUGUUUAAGGCAAGAGCAUGGAUUUGGAGGUUAAUACCUUACUGCAUUAAUACACUCAUUGUAUAAGAAGUGUAGUUCCAUAUGCUUCAUAAUGACUCCUUGUCUCCCUUUCUACUUAACCUCACAGUAUUUCAUCUUGUGUACUCCUUCCAGUAUUUAUAAACAUUAAUUUGAGUUUGAUCAUGAGGGAGUUUAUUAGUUACGAGACUAAAUUUUGGACAUAUCACUGAUGAAAUACUGUUUGGUGACUAAAAGUUGCCACAGAGCUCAGAUAUGAGAUCUAACGAUGUUUUUCCGCUACCGCAGGGCGGGUGGCUGAGAGUGCUGCCAAGCCAGUGAGAGUGGCAGAGGCUGUGUUGGGGUCGUUCGGUGGCUGAGUAAGCGGUGUUGCGGGUUAGCUGUUGCGGGUAGCUGAUGGCAGUGUUGCAGUUAAACCUUCCAUCCAAUUUUUCCUCUCCGGACUUGAACCAUUCCUACACUGAUGCUGAUUUAUUACUCCACCAAAUUACACUGGCUACAAGCUGAAAUAUUUGGUGGAAUGUUGUUGCCAGACUUUCACUUUGCUGGAUCUCAAAUUUUUUAAGAAGCAUCACUCCUAACUGUCCCAUUUACCUGACUCCUGGAGCGUGCUGUACUGGGAUUGGCAGCUGCAGCCGCCGCACGUGUUGUCUGCAGAAGCUGAGCCAUGUGGUACACUUGCUGCUGAUGCAAUUUUGGCGAGCAUCGAAAGUAUGGUAUAUACUAUUUUUGUUCAGAAAAUAUUUCUUACUUAAGGAGAUGAGCGUAAAUUUAUGUUAGUCUGUUGAGGAGGGUGGGUGUGAAAUGAAUUUUUCUGCUUAUCGGGAAUAAAGUUAACAUUUAAGAAAAUAAGUUUGAAAAGGUAGGUUUCCAAACUGCUGGUUUUUAUACAGUAUUUUAAUUUGUCUGCAGAGAUCAGUUACAUUACGAAGCUGUUUACUAUAUUAUUAAGUAAGAAACAUGUAUGUCUGGAUAGAGAAUUUGUUAUGCGUAGGUAGUUAAACUUACAGGUUAUGUAGUUAAUGAUUUGAGUUAAUAUGUUCGUAAAGGUGUUUAUCUAAUGGCAGGAGAUUAGGACUUCCUGUGGUUUCUCAUAGUUCAAUUGUUCUGUGUAGGAUUUCAUAGAAAUGUGCAAAUUUUUGUAGGUGGGCAAUGAAGGACCAAACCUUUUACUGGUGUUGUGAAAUAUUGAAAAUGUGACCAGUUUCACUUGUUGUACCAUUUUAUUCUGUUAAAGUGCAAGACAUGAAACUGUGUUUUGUUCAUUCUGGUUUCAUUUAGAGGUGAGGUUCUGCUGUACAGCUCUUUCAUGUGAAGUUCUGGAUGCUGCAGUUACUAAAAUAAUUUUCAAAGCGAAAAUUCUCUGUAUUGCCACUUAAAAACUAUUGAACAUGUCGAAUGUGUAAUAGUAGGGGUGAUAGUGCCUUCCUCCAUUUCUAACUGUUCAUUUCAUUCUCUUCUUUUGAAGUAUUGUCCAGUGGAUUUUGCUUCAUUUGUACUUUCUACUCAGAGUUCUAGUUCAAAAUCACUGCUAACAAGUGAUACAUUUAAUUCAGCUGCAUAACUCCAGUUACUGAUUUCAUACGUAUUACACUUAUUUUUUAAUAAUGAUCCAGUACGUGCAAGUAGUGGUUCAUUGGUGUAUACCAGAAGUACUAUAUUCCAGGUGUACCACUUCCUUUCACACAAAUCAAUAGCUAACUCCGUGGUGUUGAAUGUGUAAAAUAUUUUUCUGUUUUGAAAUUAGGUGUUCACUUGAUAUUUGGGAUGCCAUUAUUACCCUGAUAGAUUCUAUAUAAUUAGUAUGUGUAUUAGUUCGUAUGGUGGUCUAAUGUGACAUGGGGAUGUUAAUAACAAUUUCUGCAAUUUUUAUCAGAGGGAUAUUAUAGCAUCGAUAAGUAAUUGAUCUGUGAAUUUUUGGGCAUGUGAGCCACGAACGCAUUUAUUACUUCAGUGGUGAAAUAUUUUAUGGAACUCUUCAGGCUUUCAUCCUGUUGGUUGUGAAAUGGAAGAAAGUUGUAGUAGAAACAAUUUUACGUGUAGCGUGUGUUACAUGUUGCACAUUAGGGUCCAUCACUUGUACUGCUACAUUCUUUUCCCUAGUACAUGUUAUUUAUUUAGUUAAUGGAAGGUAAGUUUCUUUUGUCAAUCUACAAUUGCUAGUCCUUUAUACCACCACUUAAUACUGGCAGGUUGUUCAUAACGGCUGUUCACCGUUGAAUCUGCGUGAUGACACUUUUUGAAGAUGAAGUGUAAUGCAAGUUCCUUGGUGCCACUGCCAGUAUGGGAUCAGUUUAUAUCAAGUGAAGUCUCUGGUUUCUGAGAAAUACAAGAUAUGGAAAUUUUGAUUUACUUAGACGGCAUAAGUAGGUAGCAAAUACCAAUAAAUGGUGUCUCAUUGUUGAACGAGUUCAAAAUGUUACAGAUUGUCCUGCCGUAUUGUGACAGAUACUAUCCGUAGGAGUGUAAAAUUGCUCUGGUAGCUCCACAGAAUCUUUAAAUAAGGUAUUGUGUUAAUUAAAAGUAGGUAAGAUAUUCUACACUGCUUACUUGCUUUCAAAAGGUUUGUUAAGCAACAUGAACAGAUACUAACAUUGUUAUUAUCCAUGUGUCCUGAAUAUAUAAUGGGAAGUUUUCAGGUAAGUUUAAUCUCUCUCUCUCUCUCUCUCUCUCUCUCUCUCUCUCUCUCUCUCUCUCUGCCUGUGUGGUAUUCUGGUGGCAGGUAAGUAAAGUUCCGUUAUUAGUGUAAUACUUUAGGGUUAAAACGUUUAGUACUAGUAACAGGAUUUUUGGCAAACUCUGUAACUUGGUUUAACCCUCUCUGGGGUGAAUUUAUUGGAACAAUGAAAAAUUUUUGUCUUACAUUAUAAUGACUUCAAAUUACAUCAAAGAAUUGUAAAUAUAUUUUUGAAAAAUGCUGUAGUGUAUGAUAAUUAGAAUCAUUGGAAUACCAGUGUGGCAGGUUUAAACAAAAAUAAAAAUUUUGUCUUUUGACCAUUUUAUUUAAAUCAAGAGCAUAUUUUACUGAAUACACAUUAAAUUGCGGAAAUUUUAAUUUUUUGUAGUUAACACAUGGUAAUAGGCAUUUUAUAUUAACGUAAAAAUCCUGAACAGUUUUACCACAAAUUCAACACAUUAAUCUGCCAAAAUAGUAACCAAUAAUAAAGAUUUUAUCCACGUGAUCAUUUUGUAAUAAUGUGGAUAAAUAAACUUUAACGAUAGAAAAACAUUCUUUCAUACACUUCAUUCUAGAACAGCUUUCUACACACAAUUAGUAUCUCGCAAUGUCAGAGGUGUGUUCUAGGCAAUGGCCUGUACCAUUGUAGUGUAAAUCAGCAACUGAACAAGAGUUUUCCCCCCUCUUCAAAGUACAUCCUGCAAUGGACAAAAUCAAGUAGUGGUCUGUAUUUUUGCAAUAUGUUUUUCUGGAAGUCUUCCUAUACAGUAGCCAGGUGUUGAUACCCAAGGCAUGUUGGCUGAAUGAAAUAUUGUUCUGAGAUACAACUGACGCUUUUAAAUGCAAACAUUUGAUAUUUGUUCCAUAGGUGGACUACCAUGUCAUGCACAUCUCGUAAGUGUUGCACCCCUUUGCUAUGCAGGCUAAGGGACUCCAUUUAUUGCCUAGCAGCAGAUGACCCUCGUCUGAACUUCAAUUUGAUAUUUGUUCCAUAGGUGGACUACCAUGUCAUGCACAUCUCGUAAGUGUUGCACCCCUUUGCUAUGCAGGCUAAGGGACUCCAUUUAUUGCCUAGCAGCAGAUGACCCUCGUCUGAACUUCAAUAAGCUUUUGACUUUUAUAUGAAGAAAUUAGAUGCACUCCUGUAUUGUCAAACAAAUUUAACACCAUGAUAGGUCCUUCAUCACUUUAAAUGGACCAUAUGUCUGCAAAGAGCACUGUGCCAGUCAGGUGUUUCUCAGGGUUCCCAUCAUAUAUAUCCUCAACUUUUUAGGUCUGGAACCAGAUUGUAGAAGCAAACCAAAUUUCAACAAAUAUCUUAUUCUGAUGUCAGGCAAAUCUGCAAGCCUCAAGAUGACAUUGCCACUCAUAUUUAAAGGGCCAUUGUUUUCAUCCCUUUAUGUUGUUGUUGUUGUGGUCUUCAGUCCUGAGACUGGUUUGAUGCAGCUCUCCAUGCUACUCUAUCCUGUGCAAGCUUUUUCAUCUCCCAGUACCUACUGCAACCUACAUCCUUCUGAAUCUGCUUAGUGUAUUCAUCUCUUGGUCUCCCUCUACGAUUUUUACCCUCCACGCUGCCCUCCAAUACUAAAUUGGUGAUCCCUUGAUGCCUCAGAACAUGUCCUACCAACCGAUCCCUUCUUCUGGUCAAGUUGUGCCACAAACUUCUCUUCUCCCCAAUCCUAUUCAAUACUUCCUCAUUAGUUAUGUGAUCUACCCAUCUAAUCUUCAGCAUUCUUCCCCAUUCUCAUUCUACAGUGGCAGCACAUACAGCUGGUAAAUGAUACUUAACAAAUACUAAAAGCAACAAACAGUGCCCCAUAUGACUUCCUACUGUACGCUCCUUUCAAUUGUCUUGCCCGAAACUGUUACUUCAUUGCCGCAGCAGUCCUUCAAAGGAGGUAUAAAGACUUUCUACUAAACAUUCUAGCAAAUUUCUUUAGUAAAAUGGCUCUAUUCUGAAAAUAUUUCUGGCUCUUUCAUGAUGACCAAGUCUUUUACAACCACAAUAUUUUAUCUGAAAUUGAAAUUUAAAAUCUCACUUGCAUCACAACUUCACUAAAAUGUAAAAGUUUCCUGGCAAAUUGCCACUGAAAAUGUUAAAUCAUUAUGCUCAUCUUAUGGAGGAUUUCUGUAAACUUCAGUAAGAAUAAAACUCAGUCCUUCAUGUUGUUGUUGUUGUUGUUGUUGUGGUCUUCAGUCCUGAGACUGGUUUGAUGCAGCUCUCCAUGCUACUCUAUCCUGUGCAAGCUUUUUCAUCUCCCAGUACCUACUGCAACCUACAUCCUUCUGAAUCUGCUUAGUGUAUUCAUCUCUUGGUCUCCCUCUACGAUUUUUACCCUCCACGCUGCCCUCCAAUACUAAAUUGGUGAUCCCUUGAUGCCUCAGAACAUGUCCUACCAACCGAUCCCUUCUUCUGGUCAAGUUGUACCACAAACUUCUCUUCUCCCCAAUCCUAUUCAAUACUUCCUCAUUAGUUAUGUGAUCUACCCAUCUAAUCUUCAGCAUUCUUCUGUAGCACCACAUUUCGAAAGCUUCUAUUCUCUUCUUGUCCAAACUAUUUAUCGUCCAUGUUUCACUUCCAUACAUGGCUACACUCCAUACGAAUACUUUCAGAAAUGACUUCCUGACACUUAAAUCAAUACUGGAUGUUAACAAAUUUCUCUUCUUCAGAAACGCUUUCCUUGCCAUUGCCAGCCUACAUUUUAUAUCCUCUCUACUUCGACCAUCAUCAGUUAUUUUGCUCCCCAAAUAGCAAAACUCCUUUACUACUUUAAGUGUCUCAUUUCCUAAUCUAAUUCCCUCAGCAUCACCCGACUUAAUUAGACUACAUUCCAUUAUCCUUGUUUUGCUUUUGUUGAUGUUCAUCUUAUAUCCUCCUUUCAAGACACUGUCCAUUCCAUUCAACUGCUCUUCCACAUAAAUUUUGAUAUCAUUCUUAACAGCAGAUGCUCGGUGUUGUGUAAAUACCUUCACUCUAAAUUGAUAGGGUGUACUCUAGAUACUGCAAAAACAAAAAAUUCUUUGAGGAUCAAAAAUAUUUGAUUUUGAACAGUGGUUGUAGUCUAUAGGAACCAUGUUAUUGUUUGACUAUGAAUAAAUCCCUGUGUAAAAUCACUUGUGUAAAUAAACAUUUUGUAGCCUCGCAGUGGCAUUGGAGCAGCUAUCUUCAAUGUCAGAUAUGUCACCUAAAAUUGUAACAAUUUGUCAGUGGCCAUGACUUCUAUAAAUAAAUAAAAUCAAACUAAUUCUUA